Molecule: messenger RNA, 2883 nt
Organism: Microdochium trichocladiopsis
Lineage: Eukaryota; Fungi; Ascomycota; Sordariomycetes; Xylariales; Microdochiaceae
Product: homoaconitase
Exons: 2
Coding region: 73-2421 (782 amino acids)
Biological process (GO): L-lysine biosynthetic process
Molecular function (GO): homoaconitate hydratase activity; 4 iron, 4 sulfur cluster binding
Source: RefSeq, a predicted model, not a curated record
CACCCCUCGACGUUUUCCCCGACUCCAACCACGGCCUUCUCCAGGUUCUCCAAACACAAUUCCAGCGUCACCAUGCGGCGUUUCUUUCGGGGUCCUGCCUUUGCCGCUCGGGCGGUCCUGUCGGCUCGCAGCUCACUCCGGCCCACCCGAUUUCCGGGCAGCAGCUUGGCGACGCCUGUCCGCCGCUACACGCCAUCGGCGACACGGAGACAAGAUGCCUUUCACUCGCAACUCGAAGACCAGACCGCUGCAUCCUUCUUGUCCUCGCUCGGGGCGACCACGACGCAGACUCCCCAGACCUUGACCGAGAAGAUUGUGCAGCGAUACUCAGUCGGUCUCGCCGAGGGCAAGAAAGUCAAGUCCGGAGACUACGUAACGCUGGCCCCCGCAAGAUGCAUGACGCACGACAACUCAUGGCCCGUGGCUCUCAAGUUCAUGUCCAUCGGCGCCUCCCAGAUCCACGACAACCAGCAGAUCGUCAUGACCCUCGACCACGAUGUCCAGAACAAGAGCGAGUCCAACCUCAAGAAAUACCAGCAGAUCGAAAACUUUGCGCAGCAGCACGGCGUCGACUUCUACCCUGCCGGCCGGGGUAUUGGUCACCAGAUCAUGGUUGAGGAAGGCUAUGCUUGGCCUGGAACCGUUACCGUUGCAUCGGACUCCCACUCCAACAUGUACGGCGGUGUCGGUUGUCUCGGUACACCGGUCGUGAGGACCGACGCUGCGAGCAUCUGGGCUACAGGCAGGACAUGGUGGCAAAUUCCCCCGAUCGCAAAAGUGACGUUCACCGGUCUUCUGCCGGCUGGAGUUACGGGAAAGGAUGUCAUUGUGGCUCUGUGUGGGCUGUUCAACAGCGACGACGUCCUAAACCACGCCAUCGAGUUCACCGGCUCAGAGCAGACAAUGUCAACCUUGUCUGUUGACGAUCGUCUGACGAUUGCGAACAUGACCACGGAGUGGGGUGCGCUGUCUGGCCUGUUCCCCAUCGAUUCGACCCUCAAAACCUGGUUGCGCGCUCGGGCAACAGCUUCGGCAGUCCUCGGUGACGACAAGGGCAUGAAGCAGUUCUCCCACCAGCGAAUCGAGGAGCUCAUUCAGAACCCCAUCACGGCCGACCCUGGCGCGACAUACGCCAAGUCGUUGUAUCUCAACCUCUCUACCCUCUCACCGUUUGUCGCCGGUCCCAACUCGGUCAAGGUGGCCACCCCCCUUCGCGACCUCGAGGCGCAGGACAUCAAGGUCGACAAGACGUAUCUGGUCUCGUGCACAAACUCGCGCGCAUCUGACAUUGCUGCGGCCGCCAGAGUCUUCCGUGAAGCCGCGGAAAAAGGCAUCGAGCCCAAGGUCGCCCCUGGCGUCAAGCUCUACAUCGCCGCCGCGUCGACUCUCGAGCAGGAAAUUGCCGAGGUGAGCGGUGACUGGCAGGUUCUGCUAAACGCAGGUGCCGAGCCUCUGCCCUCCGGCUGCGGGCCGUGCAUUGGUCUGGGCACCGGUCUGCUCGAGCCUGGCGAGGUCGGUGUGAGCGCGUCGAACCGCAACUUCAAGGGCCGCAUGGGCUCGACCGAAGCCAAGGCAUACCUCGCCAGUCCCGAAAUCGUCGCCGCGAGCGCCUUGCAGGGCAAGAUCGCCGGACCGGGCUGGUAUGAGAAGCCCGAGGGCGUCGAGAAGGUCAUCAUCGGCGAGGGGCUCGGCAACCACGAGCAGGACAAGGCAAUGAGCAUCGAGGACGCCCUCGAGCAGAUCCUUGCGCAGGCAAACAGCGUCAUCUCGGGUGCCGAGUCGGGCGAGGGCGAGGAUGCAGCCGCUAGCGCAGAGGGCGAGGAGGCUCUGACUGAAGUCCUCCCGGGCUUCCCCGAGAAGGUCGAGGGCGAGAUCGUCUUUUGCGACGCCGACAACAUCAACACCGACGGCAUCUACCCGGGCAAGUACACCUACCAAGAUGGCAUCACCGUCGAGCAGAUGGCCGAGGUCUGCAUGGAGAACUAUGACAAGUCGUUCCGUGAGGUCGCCAAGGCCGGGGACAUCCUCGUCACCGGCUUCAACUUUGGCUGUGGCAGUUCCCGCGAGCAGGCCGCCACCGCCAUCCUGGCCAAGAAGAUCCCCAUGGUCGUCGCGGGCAGCUUUGGCAACAUCUUUAGCCGCAACAGCAUAAACAACGCUCUGAUGGGCGUCGAGGUGCCCCGCCUCGUCGAGCGCCUGCGCGAGACUUUCAAGGACGCCUCGUCGGACGCCGGCAAGGUCCUGACUCGGAGGACGGACUGGAAGUUCGCCUGGGACGUGCGGAGGAGCAAGGUCACUAUCACCGAAGGCGAGGGUGGCAACACCUGGAGCCAGAAGGUUGGCGAGCUGCCGCCAAACGUCCAGGAGAUUAUCGCGCGCGGCGGCCUCGAGAAGUGGGUGAAGCACGAGAUUGCGGUGUGAAAGACUGGCUGUCAAGAUCUUCCUUCUUUUUUUUUUCUUGUCGCCCCCAGGUGGCAAUGUAGACUCUCAAAACUGGCGAAGAUGACCCUGUACAUAUCACGAGAUAUACGAAGCUACUAAAUGAGACAGAUUAAACUAGACAAAAAGGUUCUGUCUUGCCAAGCGCGAACAUUACAUUAUGCAACCACCAGUCCCGUCGGUCUCAUCGAGAGUUCCCUCCAAACAAAGUGAGAAAGGGACGUCCAGCCGCCCAGUGCUGCCGAGCAAACAGUCAAGACUAAAGACACACAGCCUGCCUGAGGGCCUCACGGCAGGAAUUGCACAAAGCAUGUGGAUAAAAAGGUCCUGUACAUACGUGCUCAAAGUACUCAAGUACACUCAUGCCGAGGAGCAGCAGCAGCCCAAAAAAAAGAAAUGCAAUGAGCGACAGAGCCACAAGUCCCACCGGCGGAGGAAGGAUGC